Postia placenta MAD-698-R-SB12 is the source of this 1845-nucleotide messenger RNA. RefSeq lists its product as hypothetical. The transcript has 14 exons. Gene Ontology annotation, molecular function: acetoacetate-CoA ligase activity. Gene Ontology annotation, cellular component: cytosol. Bases 1 to 1845 code for a protein of 614 amino acids. The record is from RefSeq and is a predicted model, not a curated record. Lineage: Eukaryota; Fungi; Basidiomycota; Agaricomycetes; Polyporales; Adustoporiaceae.
AUGGAUACCCACUUUGCUCACUCGAGGCUCUUGUGGCGGCCGGCCAAUCCGGCGCGAACGUCUCUGGACGCGUUCCGGCGCAUGGUGAACAGGAAACACGGUCUGAACCUUAGGGACUAUCAUGACUUGCACAGAUAUUCGGUAGAAGACUAUGAGUUCUGGCUAGACGUUUGGGAGUUUGUAGGCAUCCUGCACUCCGUGCCUCCUACCAAGAUCUUAGAAGACGGCCGUAUGAAAGAGCUGCCCACAUGGUUCCCUGGCGCGCGGCUGAACUACGCGGAGAACCUGUUGUAUCGAAAUGACGACGGCAUUGCGUGCACCGCCGCUAGAGAGACAGGAGCUAUCUCACAUUAUACGUUCCGGCAGCUCCGUGAGCUGGUCAGAAUCACGGUUGCCGCGCUCAGGAUGAACGGUGUGGGCAAGGGAGAUAGAGUUGCCGCCAUUGUCACGAACCACAUUGAUGCCGUAGUGUUGGCUCUGGCCUCCGCAAGUAUCGGUGCCAUCUUCUCUAGCACUGCUACCGACAUGGGCACCCAGGGCAUCCUCGAUAGAUACCAGCAGAUUCAGCCCAAGAUCGUCUUCUCAGAAACGGAGGUUACUUGGCUGGGAAAGACGAUAGAUCUCAUACCGAAAGUCGCAGAGGUGGCCAACGGACUGGCUUCAUACGGGCUGCAGCGCGUUGUCCUAUUGCCUAGUGCGAAGACCGGCACGGAGCUUUCUCCUUCUACGGCUGCAGGUGUUCCCAAGAGUAUCUCUCUGUCCGCAUUUCUAUCCUCCGGAGACAACCGUGAACUCCAAUUUGAGCAGCUCCCAUUCAACCACCCGCUGUACAUUCUGUACUCCUCAGGUACCACCGGCCCUCCCAAAUGCAUCAUUCACACAGCAGGUGGCGUCCUCCUGCAGGCAAAGAAAGACAUGCGCCUUUCAAUGAGCAUGAGCAGCGAUGAUACAUACUUCCAAUACACCACAACGGGCUGGAUGAUGUGGCCGUACAUGCUACAAGGCCUAGCCUGCGGUGCUCGCAUCAUAGCGUAUGAUGGCUCGCCGUUCUACCCCAACGUCCACCACUUCUUGAAGUUCUUGUCAGCAGAAGGGGUUACGAUAUUCGGCACGAGCGCGCGUUUCCUUAGCGAGGUGCAGGGACAAGGCGUUGAGCCGUGUAUUCAGAUUCAAGGGAAACUUCUGGGAAUGAAAGUCGAGAUCUUCGAUCCGGACGGGAAGAACGUCGAGGACACGGGCAUGCCCGGCGAGCUGGUGUGCACCCGCCCGCAUCCUUCCCUCCCGCUCGGUUUCUGGGGCGAUGAUUCAGGAGAGAAAGUGCGGAAAGCGUACUUCGAUCGAUACCCUGGUGUAUGGCAUCACGCCGACUUCAUCGUCAAAAAUCCGGAGACACAGGGUUUGAUGAUCCUGGGACGCAGCGACGGCGUGCUCAAUCCGAGUGGCGUGCGCUUCGGCUCCGCCGAGAUCUAUUCCGUGCUGGAGGGCUUCUCGGACGCCAUUGACGACUCAUUGUGCAUCGGGCAGCGCCGCCCGCAGGACCGCGACGAGCGUGUCCUCCUGUUCCUCAAGAUGCGUCCCGGACAUGCCUUCACCAAUGACCUCACGGACCAGAUCAGGUCCUCGAUUCGCAAGGCCUUGAGCCCUCGACAUGUCCCUGCCUACAUAUUCUCCGUCGAAGACAUACCGUAUACGGUCAACGGCAAGAAAAUAGAGAUCGCGGUCAAGCAGAUUGUAUCUGGCUCCAAUCUCAAACCCAGCGGUACUGUCGCCAAUCCGGAGUCCCUCACGCAUUAUUACAAGUUCAGGGAGCUCGAGAAGCUUGUUGGGAGCAGGGCAAAACUUUGA